AUGGCUUCUCAGCAAGAUGGACACACGGUCUUUAUGACUGAACAGGAAGCAGAGCGCAUACGGAAUAUUGCCAAAAAUAGGUUAAAGAAAUGUUCCGAACUGGCUGGCCAUUCACGGGAAAAGAGAGAUGCGAUAGCCUCCAAACAACAAGCGACUGGCGCAUCUCUUAUGGCCGAUAUGGGCGCGCCAGAUCCUGACUUGGCGCAAACGAAAGGUCGAGCAGGCACAUUCCCGGCUCUCCCUGUAGGACAAGUAUAUCCGCCUUGUACCACUUCGCUCCAGGACUUAGAGCCCAUAAAAUUAGUCGAUCUCAAAAUAGAGACCCAUCAUCGUGGCCGUCGGCUCACCGUGAAGCGCGCGAGCCCAGUGGUUCUGCUUAUAGCGAGGCCGUGGACCAUGGUGCAGGAAGAAGGAGAAGAGGAUAUGGAGCGUCUAGAACUGUGCUUGCAUAAGUCAAGACAUGGCGAAGAGGUGCUGGAAUCAGCAUCAACCUUUAUCAUAAAGGAACCUUACUUUACUCUCACAGAUCAGGGUGAACCCACGAUUCGGGUUGACCAUCCUUCAGAUAUAAUUGUCUGUCGGGAUGAAGUAGGCCAGGCUAAAGACGCAGCAGAGUCAGAGAAGAUUGCGAAGACCUGCAAAAACAAGGGGAAUGCGGCCCUUGAACAGCAGAAAUUAGCCUUGGCUCAUGCAAAAUAUACCGACGGCCUUAAAGCUGCCAGACAAGAUAUUGUAUCUGAAACUAACCCUGACUUGGCCCGAGAUCUCUUUCGCAAUAGAGCUCAUGUUAACCUUCUUUUGAAUCAACUUGAUGAGGCAAAGAGUGAUGCAAAGGCUGCUCUUAUCGGCAAGGAUGAUGAGCGAUCCAAAGACCUUGACAGUAAGGCUUAUUUCCGGGCUGGUUCUGCAGCAUACAACCUCGGCGAAUAUGAGGAAGCGAAGGGCUUCUUUGAAGAGCAACUUAAGCUUACCCCUGAUAACAAAACAGCGGCCGCUUACUUAAAAAACAUCGAGGUGCGCUUCCGCGAGCAAAACAUGGGAUCAUACAAUUUCAAGAAGAUCAAGGCCAACCUAUCCAGAGCCCGUCCACGCAUCGACGCCGCAAGUUUCCUUAGUAACACAAAGGUAGAGGAGAGCAAGGGACGAGGACGUGGCUUAUUCGCGACCCGUGAUAUUCCUGCCGGGGAGAUUAUCAUAUGCGAGAAAGCGUUCUGCGUGGUUUGGGGCCACGAAAAACAGGCUAUGACAGCAAUGACAUACGACGUGCGGGAUGACAAAAUCAGGGUGUCACCGGUCGGUCUGAGCAAAUCUAUCGUGCAAAAGCUCCUUAGCAAUCCCUCCCAGAUCGAAAAAGUAAUGGAUCUUUAUGGCGACUACCAGGGAAGCGGCAGCAAUGUGUCCAAGACCGGGGAUGGUCCUGUAGUCGACACAUUCCGAGUUCACGACAUCGUAUCCCGUAAUGCAUUCGGUCCGGGAAGCCAAUUCGGAGACGAAGGUGUCAGUAACGCGAGUACGGGUCUCUGGAUCUGGGCCGCAUACAUCAACCACUCGUGUGUCGCGAAUGCCAAGAAGGAAUAUGUAGGCGACCUGAUGGUUCUCCGUGCUACCCGGCCCAUCGCUGCCGGCGAGGAAAUCUUCCACAGCUACGACGAAUCAAGCGACUUCGACGCGAGACAGGCAGCUCUAAUGACUACCUGGGGCUUCGAAUGCAGCUGUCCGCUCUGCACCGCGGAAAAGACAGAUACCCCCGCCGUGCGCAAGAAGCGGCGCGAUCUGGCGGACGAUGCGGACGAGUUCGUGUCAACUGAGCACUAUCUCGAUGCGAAAAGACUUACCAUCUCGAAGGCAAAACGACUUGUGAAGGCUAUUGAUGACACGUAUGAUGAAAAUAAAUACAAGGACUUGCCUCGUUUUGCAUCCCAGAGGAUUAAGGAGUGGCUUGCUCUGGCGAGCCAGAAAAGAUAG
Messenger RNA from Daldinia childiae, 1965 nucleotides. RefSeq lists its product as uncharacterized. Gene Ontology annotation, molecular function: protein binding. The coding region runs from base 1 to 1965 and encodes 654 amino acids. The record is from RefSeq and is a predicted model, not a curated record. Lineage: Eukaryota; Fungi; Ascomycota; Sordariomycetes; Xylariales; Hypoxylaceae. The transcript has a single exon.